Molecule: messenger RNA, 276 nt
Organism: Penicillium chermesinum
Lineage: Eukaryota; Fungi; Ascomycota; Eurotiomycetes; Eurotiales; Aspergillaceae
Exons: 1
Coding region: 1-276 (91 amino acids)
Source: RefSeq, a predicted model, not a curated record
AUGAGGCACCUGCGAAGCCAUUGGGAAGACUGGGAAGAUUGGAAAGACUGGGAAGAUUGGAAAGACUGGGAAGAUUGGAAAGACUGGGAAGAUUGGGAAGAUGGGGAAGAUGGGGAAGACUGGGAAGACUGGGAAGCUCAUCAAAUAGAAGACGGUGGCUGGCGGCUACCGGGCCAACGUCUCCAGCCAAUCGUUCGAGGCAGUUCACCGGAUCCUCUCGCUUGGUCGGGAGGAGUCGGGUUGAAAAUUGGCUUUACUGUCAAGCUUGGAAACUAA